AUGGCAGGAUAAAUACACAGCAGGCAACAUGAAUGAACUCUGAUUGCUUUUACUAUCAUUUUUACUUCGCAAACAAUGGAAAUGAUGUAUGAUAAAAGAGAGCUACCGCAUCCUUGCAAAUGGGUUCCAGAAUGAAACAGUCCAAAACGAGGUGCCGGGUCCUGUUCCAUGGAAAUUCCCUACAUUUACAUUGAUCGGUUUCUUGCGCUUGAUGGUUGAAAUCUUUCAAAGGGGUCUUCCAGUAAAGAGCACGUGACUUCUCACGAUUUUUCGGUCCUGUUCUUGUAAUUCAAUACAGAGCCAAAAUAUAAUGUGAGACAACUGACCGCUGCGCCUGUUGAAGAGUUGGGCUGUGUGCAUGUGGGGACUGGACAUUUGGACAUCAGACACUGACCACAAGGAAUACCUACAUUUUUCUAAGUCUUUCUGGGUAUUAAACAUUAGUUUAAUAUAAAAUGUAUGAAAUAAUAUUUAGUCGGAUUUUUCUUGGGUUUCCGUUACUUCUCUGGAUGGCAGGUGGGCCUACCCAUGCCGCCUGUCCUAUUGAGCUCAACCCUCUCACAUUGGUGGUGAGAUAUGGAGACUCAGUCUCAGUCAACUGCAGCACAUCAUCCACAGACUAUGAGGGGAUGGGCUGGGAGGCCACAUUAGGAGGUACAGCUUUAGAAGAGGUCAACUAUGUCAUCUGGAAUGUGGAGAAUUUGACAGACUGGACAAUACAACCUGCAUGCUACCUCACACAAAAAGAUGGAGAGCAGUGUUUGGAAAAGUUCCCUGUCAUUCUAUACAAGACUCCAGACAGCGUCUCCAUCUCUGUUCUGAGACACUCUGGUCCCAUGGUGGAGGGGACACAGUACCAGCUGCAGUGUGACAUCCAGAACAUCGCUCCUCUACAGAACCUGGUUGUGAAGUGGUACAAAGGGAAUGAAACUGUAAAAACUGAAUCAUUUCAUAACUCCACGAGGAUCCCAGUGGAUGUGUCCUCCACGCUUAACAUCACCCCCAGGAGAUUUGAGGAUGAAGUAAAGUACAGAUGUGAGGCAGAGCUGGACCUGGGACCAGAGGGACCACUAGCUUCUGUCCUCUCAUCACAGACUCUUCAUUUUGCUGUUUACUUCCCACCACAGAACAUUCUGGAGCUGAGGGACACAGAAGUUGAUGUUGGUUCCCCUACUGGGCUGAAUUGCUCCUCAGAUGGGAACCCCCGGCCAGAGUACUCCUGGACUUAUCACCGGGCUCCCAACGUGAAAUUGAAGAACAAUGAUGGGGGGUCCCUACUGACCAUCGAGCAGGCCACAGGGGGGAACAUUGGGACUUACACAUGCCAUGCCAGUAAUACCCUGGGAAAGGUCUUUAAAAUAGCCAGGGUCUCUGUCAGAGGAGCGGAGCCGGUAUGUCCUAUCAAACUGAUCCCUGAGAGUGUGGUGGUGAAAUAUGGAUCUCCAAUCUCAGUGUCGUGCAGAAACACAACCAGUGUUGAAGAGAUCUACUGGACCACAGGUCCAGAAGUUGUCAAUGACACUACCUGGAGUGUUUUGGAACUCCUAGACUGGGACAUAAGGCCUGGUUGUAAGGCAACCUUUCAGGGGAUUGGAAGAUGCAGUAAGCCUCUGCACAUCACAGUAUACAAGACUCCAGACAGCGUCUCCAUCUCUGUUCUGAGACACUCUGGUCCCAUGGUGGAGGGGACAAAGUACCAGCUGCAGUGUGACAUCCAGAACAUCGCUCCUCUACAGAACCUGGUUGUGAAGUGGUACAAAGGGAAUGAACCCUUAGAUAAUGUAACUUACAGUAAUGUCAGUAAGACACCAGUGGAUGUGUUAGAUACUCUGAUGAUCAGCCCCCGUAGAGAUGAUGAUGGAGCUCAGUAUAGAUGUAGAGCAGAACUGGACCUGGGACCAGAGGGACCACAGCAUACAGUGACAUCAGAACCUCUCAGCAUUACUGUACACUAUAAGCCAUGCAUCAAUGCAUCUCGACUGCCAGUGAGGAUACCUGUGUUCAGGGGCUAUCCUGAGGAAUUAGUGUGUGAGGCUGAGGGUUACCCACAGCCCAGGAUAAAGUGGGUCUAUGACCCAGCGAAGCAUGUCAGUGAGGCGGGAGGCAACCUGACUGUCUUUGAGGCAGGGCUCUACAACUGCACCGCCACCAACAUUGUGGAGACGAGCUUCAUUGUGGUAGAGGUGGUUUUAAAUGAGGACUACCUGCCCCUCAUAGCGGGCUUCGUGGCCUUCAUGGUCGUGGUCAUCUCGGUCAUCUUCGUCUUCAUCUACUCCAUCUACUACAAGAACACCAAGAUGGGCCGCUACAGCCUGAAGAAGGCCAAGCUCAGCAGCACGCCAAACGGCAACGUGGCGCAGAACGGCGGCCGGGACACUCCGCUCCCGAUGACUAAACUGUCUCAGCCAAACAUCAACUUUUAAGAGAACGAGCUUUAUUGGGAUGAGCCACUCUUUCCCCGCUGAGAGACUAAGUGACUAAGUGAGAGACCAAGUGGUUGAGGUGGUUGCGGGUCACAACUCAUUCAGCUGGCAGACGCCGGUCUGGAUUGUGAUAGUUGGGAGUGUCUCCUGACUCUCCUCCAACCUCCCUGUGCUUCAUAUGCACUCCCUUUCCUCUUUAGCACUAAGAUUUGAAGUACAGAUCAGUCCCUCUAUUUCCCCUUCUACUGAAGAACCUGAUGAGGUAGAAUAACCUCUGUUUUUAGUGUGAGCUUUAUGAUCUAUUCUACACAUUCAAAGUGUAGCUGAUGUUUUCUCUGAAGGACAAGAAGAAGUAGCAGCAAAUGGACAAGUUGAAAUCCCUCUUUGGAAAUUGGCUUAAUUGAAAUGUAUUUUUUUACAUGACUGGUUUUGGAACAACUGGUUUGUAUUGCAUAAGCACCAACAAGGAAAUGGUUAUGUCAUUUUGAAUGUCUUUUUUUAGUUUGGUCUGAUGACAAUGUAAUUGCUGUCACAUUAUGCAAUUGCUUGAAGAGCAGCACAUGAUUGAAAUUGUGAGAAUGUUCCCUUUGCCUGGAUGUGAUGUCUUGCUCGUGACAAGAAGCUUGGAGUGUAACCUGCAGUACAGUGGAGGCUGCUGAGGGGAGGACGGCUCAUAAUAAUAGCUGGAACGGAGUGAAUGGAAUGGCAUCAAACACAAGGAAACCAUGUUUGAUGUAUUUGAUACCAUUCCACUAAUUCCACUCCAGCCAUUACCACGAGCCCGUCCUCCCCAAUUAAGGUGCUACCAACCUCCUGUGCUACAGUAUAUGCACACAACUUAUUUAGGUUGUGAGCACAAUGAUCACUGAAAGCAAUUAAUAUAGCCUACAUGUGAAAAGUAUUAUUUCCCCAGAGUGUGAAUUAUUCCAUGACAUUCAGGGGUCUUUAUUUAUUUCGACUUCCUAAAAAAAGAACAUUGGUGAGGGGGCCCAAUAGUAAAGAUAUAUUUUUUACAGUAAACAUGUGUUACCUUUUAAAAUGGCAUGAACACUAACAGUCAUGAUGUUUUCAUCUGAUUCUCAAACAAAUCACUUCAAAAAGUAUUAAGCUACCUGUGCACUUCUGUCCACAAAAUAAUUCCAGCUUCCAAACAGUGCACCCGCCAUUUCACGAAGGGAAAGAGACAUCUGUUACAAAAGACCAAAAAGUGUACUGACAGUCAGUGAUUGUAAGGAAGCCUACACUCUUGUAGCCUGAAUUCAUUAAUGAGUCUUGCUGACAAAUGUACAUUAAAAAAAAAUUCUGGACACCUGAAAAUGGGCUGAAAUACGGGACACAACUACAGCUGUCUGUCCCAAGCUCAUGUCAGGGCCCAGUUGAAACAAUGUUGCAAAGCUCAAAACAGACAUCAGAGGCAGACAGGUGGAGAAUGAAUGCGAUUGAAAGAACCUGAACCAGGUGAAACCAGCGGUGAGCUCAUGUCUCAUUUGAGGGUCAGAGAUACUCUGUUACUACUCUACACUGUUCCACUGCAUCUGGAGUCUUCAGUGUUUUAACUGCAUUACUGUAAUGCCUGACUGCAUGUGAGUUCUGAAGGUGUGGAAGGGGCAGUUGGUGUGUGGUUGCCUCUUCCUGUAAGUAGAUUGAAUCAAGCCAUUCUGCCUGUAUUAUCAAAUGCAGGAGUCAAGAGAAAGCCUGGAGCUCAAGAGUAAUGUCAAUACUUUUUAGGUCCCACUGCACAUUGUGGCCUAAAACCUUUGUAAUUACAUGGUAGUUACAUUGUUACAUAGUCCUUACAGCUGUUAUACCGGUUUGUUAUACAGUUACAGGCAUGUAACACUUUGUAAUUACAUGGUAGUUACAUUGUUACAUAGUACUUACAGCUGUGAUACUGGUUUGUUAUACAGUUACAAGUAUGUAACACUUUGUAAUUACAUGGGUUUGUUAUACAGUUACAAGUAUGUAACACUUUGUAAUUACAUGGUAGUUACAUUGUUACAUAGUACUUACAGCUGUUAUACCAGUUUGUUAUACAGUUACAGGUAUGUAACACUGUAAUUACAAGGUGCCCAUAUACACUCACCGGACAGAUUAUUAGGUACACCACCCAAUUCACGAAAAUGAAUCACUCCUACAGACAGUUAGUCACCUGGCCGUGGCAUGCUAAAUAAAUCAGGCAGACGGGCAUCAAAGCAUAUAAUUAAUGUUCGAUUGAACGUUAGAAUGGGAAAAACGAGUGACCUAAACGACUUUGAGCAUGGCACACCAAAUCCAGUAUCUCAGAAACGGGCGCCCACGACCCAUCUUGCCUGGUGUCAACAGUACAGGCUGGUGACGGUGGUGUAUCACCGUCCAAACUGCAGCAACUGCGUGAUGCCAUUGUGUCAGCAUGGAACAACAUCCCUGUGGAACAUUUUUGACUUGUAGAAUCCAUGUCCCGAAUAAUUCAGGCUGUUCUGGAGGCAAAGUGGGUCUGACUCGGAACUAGAUGGGUGUACCUAAUAAACUGACCAAUGAGUGUAUGUAACUGCAAUGUAAAUGCAUAUGUUUUAGGCUACUUCAUGUAAACUCAAAGCCUUUUGUGUAUGUAAUAUAAAAUAUAGAACUGUAUAUUUAAUAAAGUCUGCAAAAAUGAGUGCCUCUACAUUUAAGGGCCCAUAGAGUAUGUGGAGAAUAGAUUGCAAAGGGGGGGGGGUGGCUUAUAGGGAAGAAGAGAACAAUUAAUAUUGUACAAAGGGAUGGUCAGUGUAGAUUUUCUACCAAUAUUGGUCCUCUGGUUGUUAGGAGAGUGAGUUUCUCCCCUGAUCCCCUUUCACCAGUAUGUAGUUUACACAAACGUCUGUGGAGAUCUUUUGUUUCACAAUCCUCUCAUGUAAAUACUCCUGAAUUAAGAAAUUCAUUUGUAUUAAUCUUUUGUAUAAUAUUGCUUUGAGUUAUCAUUAAAAUAUUGAGUUUUUAUGAUGAUAA
Messenger RNA from Oncorhynchus masou masou (cherry salmon), 5390 nucleotides. RefSeq names its product hemicentin-1-like. Gene Ontology annotation, cellular component: membrane. NCBI's taxonomy places the organism in Eukaryota, Metazoa, Chordata, Actinopteri, Salmoniformes, Salmonidae. Gene Ontology annotation, biological process: cell-cell adhesion. The record is from RefSeq and is a predicted model, not a curated record. Gene Ontology annotation, molecular function: integrin binding. The transcript is spliced from 8 exons. Bases 456 to 2423 code for a protein of 655 amino acids.